Schistosoma rodhaini is the source of this 4954-nucleotide messenger RNA. The record is from the annotation of a GenBank genome assembly. NCBI's taxonomy places the organism in Eukaryota, Metazoa, Platyhelminthes, Trematoda, Strigeidida, Schistosomatidae.
GGAUAUCACUGCUGUUUCCACAGCUUUUCGGAUGUCAUUCCACGCUGCUUCGGGGUGGGCACGACUUACAUGUCUGUCUAACUGUUUUUCCAGUUGUUCCUGUGUAAGGACGGCCCGUCGGUAGACUCUCGGAAGCCCUAAGAAGCCCAGGAAGAGCCGCAGACAUUCCAUCCAAUCACGGCUAGGGGAAUGUUCUAGAAAUGCCAACGUGGAGCUUCUCCAUUGGACGGAUUCGUUUGAUACCUAUGUGCUUAUUGGUUGACCUAAAUGAUAAUUUACUUUCAGCCAAAAACUAUAAAUACACGAGAUUUCUGUGCUAUAUUUUGACACCGUUUGGGGCAAUAAACUUCCUGCUUACCAGUCUUUGUCUUCUCUCUUUGCGUCGUUGCGGGUUCUAUCGUUCAAGUAGUCAAGUAGUUCGCGGCAUAUAAAGAAUCAAGGCUCUAGAUAUAACAACUGGCGACGGGUUAACUUAUCAAGAUGUCUAUUACCUUUGACCAAUUUGAAGCUUUUCUAGAGCGCCAUGAAAAGCGGUUUGAACAAUUCCAGAUGCGCAUGCUCGAAACACUAACCCAGCAGAUGAACCUCAAUAAGAAUGGACUUACAGAUGUUUCUGCCAAAUCGCAUGCUGACUGUAUCAUUGAUUCCAUUCACGAAUUUCAUUUUGAUGGUCUGGCUGGUGUAACAUUCGAGUCUUGGUACAAGAAAUAUGAAGAUGUUUUUAAUGUUGACCUAGAAACUUUUGAUGAUGCCGCCAAGGUCAGGGUGCUACUACGGAAGCUGGGUACCAUUGAACAUGAACGAUAUACUAAUUACAUUCUGCCCAAGAACCCAAGAGAUAUUUCAUUCGAAGAAACAACUAAAAUUUUGUCGCAAAUUUUUGGUGAACAGUCUUCCCUGUUCAAUAUUCGCUAUCAGUGCUUGAAGAUAGUAAAAGCUGGCAACGAUGACUGGGUGCAACAUGCUAGCAUAAUAAAGCGUGAAUGUGAGCGCUUUAAACUAUCAGCAAUGACAGAAGACCAAUUCAAAUGUCUUGUUUUCGUAUGCAGCUUACAGUCUUCAGAAGACGCCGACAUUAGAACCAGAAUUCUAAGUAAAAUUGAACAGUGUCCAAAUAUCACCCUUCAAGAGGUGACUACUGAAUGUCAGCAUCUGGUAAACUUGAAGCAUGACACUUCAAUGGUAGAAAAUAAUGGUCGACUACCUUAUGUACAGGCAGUAAGUGGGAAGCAAAAGCAGAACAUAACCAUUAAGAAGCCUCCAUCCGCAUGUUGGUUUUGCGGAGAGCUGCAUUACAAAAGGUUCUGCCCAUACAGAAACUACCGGUGCACUAGAUGUCAGCUCAAAGGACAUAAAGAAACAUGUUGUAAGAAGAAGAUGCACUGUCGUCCAUCAAGUGUUCAUUUCCGAAGACGUAAAAUCUGUUCAUCAAUCAAUAGAAUAAUGGUAGCACAUACCAGAACAGAACAUAAUCGAAGAAAAUAUGUGACCUUAGAGAUUAAUGGACGCUGUGCUCGUCUACAGCUUGACACUGCUUCAGAUAUUUCACUGAUCAGCCGCAAAACAUGGAGUCAUAUUGGCAAACCCUCGGUGCUCCCUACAACUCAGUUAGCACACAGUGCAUCUGGAGGAAAGUUAAAUAUUGUUGGAGAGAUAUACUAUCCAGUCAGAAAAGGUGAUGUACAGAAUAAUGUGAAAGUAUAUCUCACAGGAAGUCCAGGACUAGAUUUGCUUGGUCUUGACCUAAUCGAAAUGCUACAUCUGGCUGACCAGCCUAUUAAUUAUAUAUGUAGUCGGGUGAAAUCGGGUGUACCCACUGAGCAAAACCUGAGAAACUUGGUCCUCCAGAAACAUAGCCAAGUAUUCACCGAAGAAUUGGGGGAAUGCAGAAAAGUGAAAGCACGACUAACCGUAAGGCCGGGAGCAAGACCAGUGUUCAGACCUAAACGUCCCGUACCUUACGCAGCUCUACCAAUUGUUGAGCAGGAAUUAGAACGACUCCAAAGAAGCGGAAUUAUAGAACCAGUAAAUUUUUCUGAUUGGGCGGCACCAAUAGUGAUUGUUAAGAAACUUAACGGAGACAUCCGGCUAUGUGCAGAUUAUUCUACAGGACUAAACGAUGCACUGGAAGCACACCAGUAUCCAUUGCCAGUACCAGAAGACUUGUUCGCGAAACUGAAUGGAGGAAAGUAUUUUGCAAAGCUAGAUUUAUCAGAAGCUUACUUACAGAUUCCAGUUGCUGAAGAAUGCAAGCAUUAUUUAACGAUAAACACGCAUAAAGGAUUAUUCCGAUAUAACAGACUUCCUUUUGGGGUAAAGACAGCACCCUCAAUCUUCCAACAAGUCAUGGAUACCAUGUUACAGGACAUUCCUGGUACUGCUGCCUAUUUGGACGAUAUACUUAUUAUGGGUACAGAUUAUGCAGACUUGGAUAAAAAACUGGAUACUGUCCUGAAACGGAUAGAGGAUUAUGGUUUCAGAUUGCGUGCUGAAAAAUGCGAUUUCUACAUGGAGCAGGUACAUUAUUUGGGAUUUAUAAUUGACAAGAACGGAAGGAGACCUGACCCGGAAAACAUUAAAGCAAUUAAGACAAUGCCCCCACCAACUGAUGUAACAACCCUGCGUUCUUUCUUGGGAAUGAUUAGCCAUUAUGGUGUUUUUCUACCAGAUCUGCACCGUUGGCGCGCACCGUUAAAUGAUUUGCUAAAGAAGGAUACCAAAUGGGUCUGGUCACGAGAAUGUCAGGAUGCAUUUUCAAAGCUGAAAAAGCUGCUCUCCUCAAAUCUACUGCUUGCACAUUAUGACCCAGCACUCCCUAUCGUACUUGCAGCAGACGCAUCGAACUAUGGAAUAGGAGCUGUGAUCUCACAUAUUUACCCUGACCGGUCCGAGAAAGCCAUUGUCCACGCAUCCAGAUCACUGACAGUGACAGAAAGAAACUACAGUCAAAUAGAGAAGGAGGCACUAGCCAUUAUCUUCGCGGUUAAAAAGUUCCACAAAAUGUUGUUUGGUAGGCAGUUCACAUUAUUAACAGACCACAAACCCCUACUAACAGUUUUUGGGUCCAAGAAGGGUAUUCCUGUUUAUACAGCUAACCGCUUACAGAGAUGGGCAACAACGCUCUUGGGAUAUGAUUUCAAGAUUAAAUACAAUCCUACGACGAAUUUUGGACAGGCUGAUGCACUUUCCAGGCUGAUUAGUUCCCAGACGAAACAUGAAGAAGAUGUACUGGUCGCCGCAGUAGAAGCUGAAGCGGAAGUUCAGGCUGUGUUAACAGAUGCUAUUGCUGCCCUGCCGAUUACAUACGAAAAUAUUAAAGAAGCAAGCAAAAGAGAUAAUACUUUGAAAACUAUCCUCCAUUUUCUACUCAAUAAGUGGCCUUCAGAACGACUGCAAGGAGAGAUUUUACAAUGCUUCCGUCGACGAGAAUCUCUCACAAUUGUCGAUUCCUGUAUCAUGUUUGGCCAACGCGUUGUCAUCCUCAGCACUCGCCGAAGACGAGUACUCAAGCAGUUCCAUAUGGGGCAUCCGGGUAUGAGUAAGAUGAAAUCACUGGCACGAAGCUACGUGUACUGGCCUUCCAUGGACCAAGAGAUAGAACGAUUGUGCCAAACCUGUGAAUCAUGCUUAGAAGCGGCGAAGAACCCAGUGAAAGUAAAACCACAACCGUGGCCGAAACCGGAUGGGCCCUGGCAAAGAUUACACGCGGAUUUCGCCGGCCCGAUACAUGGAAAGAACUUUUUAGUCAUAGUGGAUGCCUAUACAAAGUGGCCGGAAGUAUAUGAAAUGAGAAGUACGACGUCGGAAAACACAAUUUCCAAAUUAUCAAGUCUAUUCGCUUGUUUUGGCGUCCCAGAAAUCUUAGUAACGGACAAUGGUACUCAAUUUGCGUCUUCAACGUUCAAACGUUUUUGCAGCGAAAAUGGUAUACGGCACCUUCAGUUUCCCCCAUACCAUCCCCAAUCCAAUGGACAAGCUGAGAGGUUUGUAGAUACGAUUAAAAGAGCUUUGCUGAAGGGGGGAAGAGAGGGUAACCCGAAACAGGUGGUCAGAAGAUUCCUAAUGACCUACAGAGUCACACCUAACCCGAUGGUGCCAGAAGGGAAGUCACCAGCAGAAUGUAUGUUUGGAAGGAAAAUCCGGACGAUAUUUGACAAAAUAUUACCACCCAAGAAAACAACGAAACCUGAACAAGAGUAUCAGAUGAGCGACCGCAGCUUGAAGGUAGGAGAGAAAGUAAUGGUAAAAUGGUAUCAAGGCGGUCAGAAAUGGAAACUGGGCGUUAUAGAACGGCGGAUUGGGAAGGUACUCUAUUUAGUCCGGACAAGGGACGGGAAGUGUGUCAGACACAUUAAUCAGAUUAGGAAAGAUCAUAGAACAGCGACAGAUACACGACUACCGUUGCACCUGCUGGUGGAUAUAACGCAGGAAAGCCCAGAAGAAUGCCGCAACCAAAGAAAACGUAAAAGUGGAAACGCACAGCCGACAAGGGUGCUGAGUAGAAAAAGGAGAGCAACAGAAAUGUUUCAAGUAGAUCCUAAAAGGAAGUCAUACAUCACAAACUUCAAAGGGGGGAGGUGUAAGGACGGCCCGUCGGUAGACUCUCGGAAGCCCUAAGAAGCCCAGGAAGAGCCGCAGACAUUCCAUCCAAUCACGGCUAGGGGAAUGUUCUAGAAAUGCCAACGUGGAGCUUCUCCAUUGGACGGAUUCGUUUGAUACCUAUGUGCUUAUUGGUUGACCUAAAUGAUAAUUUACUUUCAGCCAAAAACUAUAAAUACACGAGAUUUCUGUGCUAUAUUUUGACACCGUUUGGGGCAAUAAACUUCCUGCUUACCAGUCUUUGUCUUCUCUCUUUGCGUCGUUGCGGGUUCUAUCGUUCAAGUAGUCAAGUAGUUCGCGGCAUAUAAAGAAUCAAGGCUCUAGAUAUAACAUCCUGAAAUAUAUUCUUAGCUUG